UCUCUUUAAUGCUAAAUAUAAAUGAGGAGUUACAUCCGCGCUUACAUCAAACGAUUAGUAAUGGUCUAUUCUAUGCAGUAGGUAUGUGUUACGUGCUGUACGUUUAAAUGACAUACCAUUCUCAAUUAACUACCAACAAAAUGUGGAGGGAAUCCGUAUAUAGUGGUACUUUACGGCCGAAAUCUACUGAUGGUUUGACAGGUUCCAUGCUAAAUGAUCUUUUGGAUAGUCUAUCAAUUACAGUUCGUGACACAACAAGGAGUUUAUCCCAUAUCCAUUCUGUUAACCAAAUUAGCGAUGGAUUAUUUCUAGGAGAUAAAUAUGCUGCAAAGGAUAAGACAUUUUUGAUACAAAAUGGGUUUACACAUAUAGUAAAUGCCGCAGAGGGUAUUGACGAAUAUCAAGUAAACACCUGCCAACGAUACUAUACGCCUCUAAAAAUCAAGUACUUGGGAAUACCAGGGCACGAUAGACCUUCUUGGAAUAUAUCUGUUUAUUUUAAAGAAGCUGCGAUGUUCAUAGACAAUGCCGUAAAAAGUGGAGGAAAAGUCUUGGUUCACUGUGUAGUUGGAAUAUCCAGGUCUGCUACACUUGUUAUAGCAUAUUUCAUGAUUUAUCACAAUAUGAAUGCCGCGCAAGCGUUACAGCAUGUCUUUCGCAGAAGAAGGGUGUUUCCUAAUGCAGGAUUUUUGCACCACUUGGCACAUCUGAAUUCAUUACUAAGCAUAAAAAGGCCAAGUUAUACAAAAUAAAAAUCUGUACUUAAAUAUAAACUAAUGGGAUUAUUUAAUUUGUAUAUUUUUGUAUGUUAUGUUUUGUAAGAGUAAUUUUUCCUGUAUACAUGUGAACGAAUUUCGCGAAUUUUGAGAGGUGAAAUAAAGUAUUUUGUUAUU
Messenger RNA from Photinus pyralis (common eastern firefly), 893 nucleotides. RefSeq names its product dual specificity protein phosphatase 13-like. The record is from RefSeq and is a predicted model, not a curated record. Gene Ontology annotation, molecular function: protein tyrosine/serine/threonine phosphatase activity; MAP kinase phosphatase activity. Lineage: Eukaryota; Metazoa; Arthropoda; Insecta; Coleoptera; Lampyridae. Gene Ontology annotation, biological process: negative regulation of MAPK cascade; protein dephosphorylation. The coding region runs from base 108 to 752 and encodes 214 amino acids. Gene Ontology annotation, cellular component: cytoplasm. The transcript is spliced from 3 exons.